UUGAUAUCGAUCAUACCCCAAGUAAGAACAUGGUGAUGAGAGGCAACAAAAGCAAUGUCAAGACCAUAGAGUUGAUCCUUGUAGUUGUGCGUCUUGUGGCCCUUGAGCAAACCCAGCAAGCACAAACUAAUGUUUGCUGUGUUUUUAUGUCUCAGUCAUACUAUUAUUGGACAUGUCGUGAGGUCGCCCGAUCAAGCAUCGAAACCUGUAGCGAGUUGCCCUUAGUAUUUGGCCAUAUAUGGGACAAUGGGUGCACCUCCCCUUAUGUCAAUCCAGAAAUUCCACACAUACAAGCUGCAGCUGACUACCAUGAAACAACCAUCAACUACAGGAAGCUAGGGCGCACAUCGUCCGUGUGCAACAAAAUUACAUGUGGUGCACUUGUUGUUGGCGGUAACGUGGAUGGGACAUCUGCUACAGAAUGUUGUAAAAAUGCAUGCCACGAUGUGUGCAACAGGGAAGUUCUGAAAUUGCAGAAGUCCAUGAUGCUUAACUAGUUCAGCCGAGGAAUUAGAGUUGAAAGCCAGCUAUAGAAUGUUUGUGUUAUCUUCAAUAAGUGGAUGUCACAUCCAGUAUUUAUAGCAUGCCAAAUGUUCCUUGUGUUGCAAUGUUACUAUUUUAAAUAAGGUUCAUGAGAUGUAUGAUGCAUCAUCUUGUGCAAGAUGUAUGUUGUUAAUUCUCGACAGUUGAACAUA
Molecule: messenger RNA, 695 nt
Organism: Aegilops tauschii subsp. strangulata
Lineage: Eukaryota; Viridiplantae; Streptophyta; Magnoliopsida; Poales; Poaceae
Source: RefSeq, a predicted model, not a curated record